GACGGAGAGUCGGAGGGACCGAAAGGGUUGGGGGCGGAGGCAGCGACUCCAGGGGAGGUGCAGGAGGCGGAGCGCGUCAGAACUCCGGCGGCGGGUCGCGGCCCCCAGCCCUGUGCCGGCAGAUAGCGUGGGUGGGGCGCCUAUCUCCUUCCCUGCUGCGCCGACCGAGUGUCUUGAGACCUCUACCUCCUCCAUUUCCCCUGUUCCCUCAGUAGGCUCCCCAUGGGCCGCACCGUCGUUGUGCUAGGCGGAGGCAUCAGCGGCCUGGCCGCCAGUUACCACCUGAGCCGGGCCCCCUGUGCCCCCAAGGUAGUGCUGGUGGAGGGCAGCGAACGCCUGGGAGGCUGGAUCCGUUCCGUACGAGGGCCAGGUGGUGCCAUCUUUGAACUUGGACCUCGAGGAAUUCGGCCGGCGGGGGCCCUGGGAGCCCGGACCCUGCUCCUGGUUUCUGAGCUUGGCUUGGACUCAGAAGUGUUGCCUGUCCGCGGAGACCAUCCAGCUGCCCUGAACAGGUUCCUGUAUGUGGGUGGCGCCCUGCACGCCUUGCCCUCUGGCCUCAGGGGGCUGCUUCGCCCUUCACCUCCCUUCUCCAAACCUCUGUUUUGGGCUGGGCUGAGGGAGUUGGCCGCGCCCCGGGGCAGAGAUCCUGAUGAGUCUGUGCACAGUUUUGCCCAGCGCCGCCUUGGACCUGAGGUGGCGUCUCUAGCCAUGGACAGUCUCUGCCGUGGAGUGUUCGCAGGCAACAGCCGUGAGCUCAGCAUCAGGUCCUGCUUUCCCAGUGUCUUCCAGGCUGAGCAGACCCAUCGUUCCGUAUUACUGGGGCUGCUGCUGGGGGCAGGGCGGAGCCCACAGCCAGACUCAGCACUCAUCCGCCAGGCCCGAGCUGAGCGCUGGAGCCAGUGGUCACUCCGGGAAGGGCUGGAGACGUUGCCCCAGGCGCUUAACACCCACCUGAUUAGUAGGGGGGUCAGUGUUCUUAGAGGCCAGCCGGUCCACGGGCUCAGCCUCCAGGCAGAAGGGCGCUGGAAGGUGUCUCUCGGGGACAGCAGCCUGGAGGCUGACCACGUCAUUAGUGCCAUUCCAGCUUCAGUGCUCAGCAAGCUGCUUCCUGCGGAGGCUGCACCUCUGGCUCGCACCCUGAGUACCAUCACUGCUGCAUCUGUGGCCGUGGUCAAUCUGCAGUACCAAGGAGCUCGUCUGCCUGUCCAGGGAUUUGGACAUUUGGUGCCAUCCUCAGAAGACCCAGGUGUCCUGGGAAUCGUGUACGACUCAGUUGCUUUCCCUGAGCAGGAUGGGAGCCCCCCUGGCCUCAGAGUGACUGUGAUGCUGGGAGGUUCCUGGUUAUGGAUGCUGGAAGCCAGGGGCUGUGUCUUGUCUCAGGAGCUGUUCCAACAGCAGGCACAGGAAGCAGCUGCCACACAGUUAGGUCUGAAGGAGCCACCGAGUCAUUGCUUGGUCCACCUACACAAGAACUGCAUCCCCCAGUAUACACUAGGCCACUGGCAAAAACUGAAGUCAGCCACCCAAUUCCUGGCUGCUCAGAGGCUGCCCCUGACUCUGGCUGGAGCCUCAUACGAGGGGGUUGCUGUUAAUGACUGUAUAGAAAGUGGGCGCCAGGCAGCUGUCCGGGUCCUGGGCACAGAACCUAGCAGUUGAGCCCCAACUCACAUCAGUUCCUGCCCCUGCUGGCAGGGGAUUCUCUCACUCAUGAAAAUAAAAGUUGCUGGAGCUAGG
Messenger RNA from Manis pentadactyla (Chinese pangolin), 1734 nucleotides. RefSeq names its product protoporphyrinogen oxidase (gene PPOX). Bases 223 to 1656 code for a protein of 477 amino acids. Gene Ontology annotation, biological process: heme biosynthetic process. Gene Ontology annotation, cellular component: mitochondrial inner membrane. NCBI's taxonomy places the organism in Eukaryota, Metazoa, Chordata, Mammalia, Pholidota, Manidae. The record is from RefSeq and is a predicted model, not a curated record. The transcript has 13 exons. Gene Ontology annotation, molecular function: protoporphyrinogen oxidase activity, oxygen as acceptor.